This is a messenger RNA of Tachysurus fulvidraco (yellow catfish), 1515 nucleotides long. RefSeq names its product troponin I, fast skeletal muscle-like. Bases 117 to 644 code for a protein of 175 amino acids. Gene Ontology annotation, cellular component: troponin complex. NCBI's taxonomy places the organism in Eukaryota, Metazoa, Chordata, Actinopteri, Siluriformes, Bagridae. Gene Ontology annotation, biological process: muscle contraction. The transcript has 10 exons. The record is from RefSeq and is a predicted model, not a curated record.
GAGCCAUCAUACAAUGUCAUUAAAACCCCCGUGGUGUUUCAGUAGCUCGUGGCAGUCUCUCUGGAUCAUACUUACCGCCUUCUUCUCUUAGGACCUGAAUAAAACAAGAAGGCAAGAUGUCAGAAAAAAAGAUGUCCUCGAGUCGGAAGCAUCAACUGAAGAGCUUGAUGCUUUCCAUUGCUAAAGGUCUUCUAGAAGCUGAAGCAGUUGCAGCAGAAGAGACAAGGAACACUUAUAUGGAUGAGACUUGUCCACCUUUGGAACUCUCAGGAUCUCUUGCUGACCUUCAGGAGCUGUGCAAGAAGCUCCACACAAGGAUCGACAAAAUAGAUGAGGAGCGAUAUGACCUGGAAAGCAAAGUGUCCAAGUCUAACAAAGAGAUAGAUGACCUGAAAAUUAAAGUUCAAGAUUUGCAAGGAAAGUUCAAGAAGCCAGCGCUGAAGAAGGUGCGCAUGUCUGCAGACUCUAUGCUUCAGGCUCUGCUCGGCUCCAAACACAAGGUGAACCUGGAUCUGAGAGCCAACCUGAAACAAGUGAAGAAGGAGGUCAAAGAAGAGUCUGCAGAGCAAGUUGGUGACUGGCGUAAGAACAUUGAGGACAAGGCUGGUAUGGAUGGCAGGAAGAAGAUGUUCGAGACCUCCUAAUUACCUCAUAGCACAAUGCAGUUGAUUGUUUUUGACUAGAAAAGCAGGCAGUGUACCUUUAUUAAAUAUUGCCACAUAAUAGGCCAUCAUUCUUUUGUAUAUGAUCUAAGGAUAAUAUAUUUCAAACCAGAAAGUCACCUGUUUAGUUCCUGUCUGCUGAAUAGUAAGUACUGUACAAACAUGCUACAAGUGAUAAAUAAAUAUCGGAAGUAUUUUAACGAUUCUUGUAGUUUGUCUGAAUCUGUGCACUUGGUUUCAGAGUGUUUCUGAUGUUUUAUGGACAAAAUACAAAUGUCAGGGAUUUGACAAAGUAGACAUCGUUCAAAGGUUUCAGGGUCCCUAAAUCCAGGCAUGAGAAGCACAAGAAUGUUUUGUUUUUUUUACCUGUUCUAACACACCUGAAUAAACUCUUAAAAGUCUUGAUAAUUAGUUAAUGAGUUAAAUCGGGUGGAUCAGAAUGGGUGAGAAAAAGACAUUUAAACCUCUCAAAAGAAAAAUGGUUCAUUUCUUCAUGCACAUCUGCAGGGAUGGCUCGAGAGGAUUUAUCAGUUAAUCAAGGCUUAACGAGCAUUUCAGAGAUGUCUGUGCUGCAGAGGCCCUAACGAAGACAGCAGGUGAAGACGUGAAUAACUCCUGGUCAGAACUCGUAAAAGCAACGCAGAGAAACACUGACAUCUAUUGGUCACGUCUGGAACUACAGGGUGGGAGGUAUUUGUUAAGAGGUCCAUGCCAGCCUUAUAUACUGUUAGCAACCAGUAAUUGGGGUGCCAGUGGCUCAUUUCCCUGAACCAUUCCUCCAUCAAGCCAGCACCACUGUCACAACUUUUCAUAUAGGGCUGGGAAAUUAAAAAGAAGCCGUCAAGAUGUCUGA